Messenger RNA from Gigantopelta aegis, 1143 nucleotides. RefSeq names its product guanine nucleotide-binding protein subunit beta-like protein 1. The transcript has 3 exons. NCBI's taxonomy places the organism in Eukaryota, Metazoa, Mollusca, Gastropoda, Neomphalida, Peltospiridae. Bases 114 to 1082 code for a protein of 322 amino acids. The record is from RefSeq and is a predicted model, not a curated record. Gene Ontology annotation, molecular function: protein binding.
GAGAUUAUAGUGAGCAUGCGCAAUCAGCUGUGAGAGGCUUAGAUGGGUGUUUGCUCGAGUAUGACAAUAUUUCUGCACUGUGUCACGUAAAAGAAUAAAUACAUUUUCCAGUUAUGACAUCAGUCCGCCCAUCACCGGAUCCCGUAUACGUGCUGCGUGGUUCCAACAGCCCCGUAACUUGUGUUCACUUCCCCACCUGUCUAGCGGGUCAUCUUUACAGCGGCACUCAGUCAGGCAAGGUGUUUCUGUGGAACCUGGAGACAAGGAGAAUCUCGGACACGCUGGACGGACACGGCGGUAGCACCAUCCUGUCUGUCGUCGAUGUGGACAGUUCCACACUGCUUACACAGGGACGAGAUGGGUUGGUGAUUCUGUGGGAAAAUAAGGAGACGAAAUGGCAGCCAGAAAAUCACUUCAAAUGCACAUCACAGAGUUUCUGUGCUAGUGCCAUUGUCAAAUGCAGCAACUCUAACGCCAGCCUCCUGGCAGUGCCAAGUGACGUCACUUCCCAAGUGGACAUUUUUGACCUUGACACUGGUGAAAAGGUCACUUUCUUCAAACCAGAUUCAUCCAGAACCAAAUAUGGCAUGUGUAUGGCAAUAAAGCUUGUCUCGCCUCCCUCGUCUGACCAGUGUCAUCAAGUUCUGAUUGGUUACGAGAGUGGUCAUGUUGCUCUGUGGGACACAAAAACCUCAAAGAUGAUAGACAGUUUAGAACUCUACAAAGAAUCAGUGAUGUGUUUAGACUAUUCUUCACAGAUGUCCAAAGGGCUAGCAGGCUCUGCUGACAAUACUUUGAAAUCAUUUAGCAUUUAUGAGAAUAACAAAUUAACCUUAGGCCCAGAGUUUAAUGCCACAAAUCCCGGAUUUAGUAAAAUCGUCUUCCGACCGGACAGUAAGAUUGUGACAGUUGCUGGCUGGGACUGUAACAUCAGAAUAUUUAGCUUCAAGAAACUCCUCAAGCCUUUGGCUGUGUUGUCUUACCACAAACAAAAUGUUCAGUCGGUGGACUUCUCCCAGUGUAACUUGCUUGCAUGCGGUUCUCAAGACCAGCUCAUCUCCAUGUGGGACAUAUACAGAUGAUGAUGGGCGCUGUAUUUCUAUUUGUGAACAGUAUUUUUAAUUUUUAAUAAAAUGUUUAGUA